AUGGAGAAGCAGAGAUCUGGGGGUGUAGAUGUGAAGAGAUCCAAAGUACGAGGAGUUUGCAACUCUUGUUUUUGUCCCCUGUACUGUUGCUUUCAUACCUGUGUCGUGGUUGCUCCACUGGAGAAACUGGACUCUCUUAGCAGCGGUGAAGAGAUGCUCCUGGAAACUCACCCCGUGUCACCUCUUCAGAGGCAGGCAGAGUUACAGGGAUCCAUUAAAAGAAAACUGGAAGAUGACAGCUCUCCUGCCUCCAGUGGUGUGCCUGAUGUCAUUUUUCCAAAUGACAGUAAACGACUUUGUCUUGACGACGUAAACCUUGCCAUGGGCCAAGGUGCCAACCCCAACGUGGGGUGUCCGGACAUGCAAAGCUCCCCGUUCUCCACCAGUCACAGCACUCCUUCCCUGGGAGUCGCAGUUCAUUCGGUGCUCCUCGAAAACAACCACCUGAAUGGCGGUGGCAUUGGUUCCCCGUUCUCAGUGCCGCCCAACGCAGAAAUAAAUCAGAAGGCGUCAAUAGGAGGGCAAAACAAUAACAUCGUCCACUACGAUGAGAAAGGAAACAGCUUGCAGUCUGUGGACCAAGAGCUGCAAGAUCUAUUGGAGGAGCUGACGAAAAUGCCUGAUCCUUCUCCCAACGACCUGGAUCUGGAGAAAAUUCUGUGCAGCAAGGCUGAAGAGCCACUUGGGCUGGGUCAUUCCCAAGCAAGCAUAAGUACUACCACUCCGAAGUCGUCCCCACAGACUUCCCACUUGGACAACCACGUUGCUAACAAAGAUUUUUCUCCGGGUUGCAAUCCAGCUAGCGGAGGAUCUCCUCAGAUGAGACCAUCAUCUGCUGGAGCUAACUUCCAGGUUCCUCCCUCAAACAAACCUGCUGCAUCACCCAUCUCUACAGCAGCUCAGAGCAAGAACCAGCCACCACCAAUGCUUCCAGUGCCCUUACCCAACAUCCCUGGCUCCAACUGGCACGCGCAGCAGCUGAAGCAGCUGGCAGCCAGCAAACAGGUGUCUACUACUAAGCAACAGGUACAGGCUCCCAGCUGGCCAACUAUGUCUCCUCCUGGUCUCUCUCCACCUUACAGGGCAGGAUCAUCCCCACACCAUCAACCUUUCAGUCCUCAAAAUGUUAUGGUGUCUGGCAUGCCUGCUAAUAAUUUGCCAGGAAACAACAUUCAGAGUCCUCAAAACACUCUGCUUUCGAGCAUGACUUCCAGCAGCACCCCAUCCAAUGGGCCCUCUCCUCCUUACGGGUCUGAGAAGCUCUCCAGUCCGGCUCUGAACCAGCAGCCCUUCAGCCCACAGAGCUCCAUGCUGCCCACCCUAACAGCAGCCAGUUUACCAGCCAACAACAUUAAAAGUCCACAGAACAACCUGGUUGCCAGCAUGGCCUCCACAAAUACUGGACCUUCUCCACCGUACAGGCCAGAAAAGCUGUCAAGCCCAGCUCUGCAUCAGCAGCCCUUCAGUCCUCAAGAGUCAGCUACUCAAAAGAUGUCACCCCUGACAGCAGGACAAGGACAGCAGUCUCUCAUUCACUAUCUCCAGCAGCAGCAGCAGCAGUCCCCAGCCGCACAGCAGUCCCAGCAGGCGAACAACAGCCAGUUUCUCCAGCAGCAGUUUCGACAGCUGAUGCAGCCCCAUCGGAUGCAGAGACACAUGCAGCCUGCCGCACUGCCGUCUCCAAGCAGACAGGAUCAAAAUGCUGGAAUUGUUGCCAGACUUCAGGAGCCGGGCUCCGUCCCAAGCGGAGGCUCUGUGCCGGCACCAGCCACGGUGAAUGGGUACACGAUGAGGAACCAUUUACUGAAGCAGCAAAUAAUGAAACGACAGCUGAUGCAGGAAAAGACGAGACAACCCAUGCUGGGAGUAACAUCUGAACAGAGGAGUUUGUUUGCGGCCCAGCAGAUAAAUCAGUUUCAAGCCGUGCAGCAGCCCAUUCCCGCCGACUGCAGCCAGGUGAUGCCAGCUCCCCCACCCAACCACCGCAUGCUGCCAUCUAACCCAGCCAUGCUCCAGCACUUGAGGCAGCCAAACGUGCCGAGAAUCCCUAACGUCUACCCCAACUCAUCUGCCCAGAUGUGGACGCCGACCGCGGUGCCAAGAAUGCCAAAUCAAAGCCAAGUGGAUGCCAGCAUGCAGCAGUUCUCCGGGAACACUCUCUUCUCCAAGCAGAGCACGAGGCCCAGCGCGCCAGGCCAGCAGUUCUCCCAGCAGGCUGUGGUGCCCCCUAAUCAGAUCGCUCCCAGCGUCCAGGUCAGACAGAUGCAGAAACUGAGCAUGGGCCAGUCUGGCCAGGGUUUGAGCUCAAUGAGUAAUCAGAGCUUGAGACACGAUUUAACCAGAGGACCGUUGCCAGCUAUGAAUGUUAUGAAAUCAGUGCCACAAGGAGUGUCCGGUUUUAACCAGCUCAAUCCCGCCUCGGGCCUGGGCCCGCCGAGCUAUCCCUCGACGGGGCAGCCGUCCGAUGCCUUCAACAGGAUGAGCGCCGCCGCCGCCGAGCUGCCGCAGUACGACUUUGUGUCCCAGCACAGCAGCUCGGUCCUGCCCGCGAACUGCAGUGACACUGACUUCCUGGACUCCCUCAUGAAGAACAGCAGCAGCAGCAACGACGAGGAGUGGUUGAACAAUCUGACAAUGAUAGACGACAUUUUGGGACAGCACGCUCAAAGCUCCGGACACGUUUAG
Molecule: messenger RNA, 2685 nt
Organism: Mesitornis unicolor (brown roatelo)
Lineage: Eukaryota; Metazoa; Chordata; Aves; Mesitornithiformes; Mesitornithidae
Gene: MAMLD1
Product: mastermind-like domain containing 1
Exons: 8
Coding region: 1-2685 (894 amino acids)
Biological process (GO): regulation of transcription by RNA polymerase II
Cellular component (GO): nuclear body
Source: RefSeq, a predicted model, not a curated record